CGACCGGAAACACCAGCUGCCAUUCAAUUUUGUGAGCCUGCAGGAGUUUUGUGCUAAUAUACAGCGUUUUAUUUUGCCACAUAUAAAACGGCAUUUUCAGUUCCGACCUAAACACUUCAUAGCAAGAACAUAAUUAUGUGCAACUGACCGCGGUGUUUACAUUUCAAGUCAUGUCUUUCCAUCAAGACCGUGGCACCCCCAGAAGUGGAGGAGGAGGAGGAAUGCCCCCUGACCAAAACUACCGACCUGCCAACCUGAGGCCCCCGCAGCCUCCCCUGGCCCCGUACACCUAUGACCCCCAAACUCCUCCCACACCAGGCUACCAUGGCAACAGCAGCUACAUGCCUCCCCACCCGGACUUCAUGCAAUAUCCGCCUCCGCCGCCACCCCAGACUCCCGCUUCUCUUCACCCUUGCUCCGUGCGUCCGCCCUUCCCCAAGCUGCCCGUGGGAGGCUUCCCCGACCCCCCACCCAGUUUUCCGCCGCCUCCUCUGCCCUUAGUCGCCGGCGCUUCCCCCCAGGUGACGCAGCAUGCCUACCACUCGUACAUGAUGCCGCCCGUGCCUCUCCCGCCAAUGCCUCCCCCGCCCAUGCCUCCCCCCAUGAGUUACCCGCCUCCGUACGCCAUGGGCUACCCUCCUUUCCCUCCUCCUGGCUUCAGCCCCGGCUACGCCCCCAGCCCCACGUCAUUCAAAGCCGACCAGAGCUUCCACCGCAGGGGGCCGUACAAGUACGAGAAACCCGGCGACGGCAGGCGGUCCCCCGAUAGAGGAUAUCGCCACGACGACCACCGGCAGAGGGGCUACGGGGACAAACAAGAGAGGAAGGACCGCGGCAGAAGUCCAGACAGACACGGACGAUCCGACGGCGGGAGGUACAGGUCCCACUAUGACAGAGAACGAUCCCCUGGAAGACACCGCAGCCGGGAUCAUAGCAGAGAGCGCUAUCGACACAGAGAGAGUCGUAGAUCCCAGUCGCCUGACCGACACAGAAAGAGGCCUCGCAGCCGCUCCACAAGCAGAGACCGGAAGCGCGGCCGCUGGGAGGAGGAGAGGGAUCGCAGGUCCGAGGCCUCGUCAGUUGUGAGCCGAGACCGCGGCUACUCCUCCACCCGUAGCCGAGAAUCCGAGGAGAGCGUCGCCGACCGAGAGCGGGAAGCCGAGCGGGAAAAGGAGAAAGUGGACGAAGAGAAGGAGGAAGAAGACCUGCUGAAGCCCGCCUGGAUCCGCUGCACCCACGCUGAGAACUAUUACUCCAACGACCCCAUGGAUCAAGUGGGGGAUUCCACAGUGGUCGGGACGAGUAAACUGCGAGCCCUGUAUGAGCGUUUCGAGGAGGAGCUGGGCAGGAGGCAGGAGCGAGCCAAGGAAGCUCGACCCAAAUGGGAACCGCCAAAGACCAAACUGGAUGAAAAUCCAGGUGUCAGCAGCAGCGAGUCGGACUGCGAGUCCGACGGUGAAGGAAGUUCUUGCUCCAGCGGCUCGGAUUUGGAUGUUUUUGACGUCAUCGCAGAGAUCAAGAGGAAGAAAGCGCACCCCGACCGACUUCAUGAGGAGCUGUGGUACAACGAUCCGGGACAGAUGAAUGAUGGUCCUCUGUGCAAGUGCAGCGCCAAGGCCAGACGCACCGGGAUACGCCACAGCAUCUACCCGGGGGAGGAGCCUGCCAAACUGUGUCGAGGCAUGAACAACAACACCGGCAAGCUGUUCCACUACAGGAUCACCGUGUCUCCUCCCACCAACUUCCUGACGGACCGGCCCACCGUGAUCGAGUACGACGACCACGAGUAUCUCUUUGAAGGCUUCUCUCUCUUCUCCCACGUGCCACUCACCAACAUUCCAUUGUGCCGGGUGAUCCGCUUCAACAUAGAUUACACCAUCCACUUCAUAGAGGAGAUGACGCCCGAGAACUACUGCGUCCAAGGCCUGGAGCUGUUCGCCUCAUACCUCUUCCAGGACAUACUGGAGCUGUACGACUGGAACCUGACGGAUCCAAAUUUGGACAAUGACCCCAGUGAAUCAUGCCAGCGGUUCCACUUCAUGCCUCGAUUUGUUCGCUUCCUACCAGACGGGGGCAAGGAGGUGUUGUCCAUGCACCAGGUGCUGCUCUACCUCCUGCGCAGCAGCAAGCCUCUGGUCCCCGAGGAGGAGAUUGCCGACAUGCUGCAGUGGGAGGAGCUGGAGUGGCAGAAGUAUGCGGAGGAGUGCAAGGGCAUGAUCGUCACCAACCCGGGCUCGAAACCGAGCUCGGUGCGAAUCGACCAGCUGGACCGGGAGCAGUUCAACCCAGACGUCAUCACCUUCCCCAUCAUCGUUCAUUUCGGGAUACGACCUGCUCAGCUCAGCUACGCUGGAGACCCUCAGUACCAGAAGCUAUGGAAGAGCUAUGUGAAACUGCGCCACCUGCUGGCCAACAGCCCCAAAGUCAAGCAACUGGACAAGCAGAAGCUGAUGCAGAGAGAGGAAGCUCUUCAGAAGAUCCGUCAGAAGAACACCAUGCGCCGCGAGGUGACAGUGGAGCUCAGCAGCCAGGGAUUCUGGAAGACUGGCAUCCGCUCCGAUGUCUGUCAGCACGCCAUGAUGCUGCCCGUCCUCACCCAUCACGUCCGCUACCACCAGUGUCUCAUGCACCUGGACAAGCUCAUCGGCUACGUCUUCAAGGAGCGCUGCCUCCUGCAGCUGGCCAUGACGCAUCCCAGCCACCAUCUCAACUUCGGCAUGAACCCCGACCACGCCCGCAACUCACUCUCCAACUGCGGCAUCCGCCAGCCCAAAUAUGGCGACAGGAAAGUUCACCACAUGUACAUGCGGAAGAAGGGAAUCAACACGUUGAUUAACAUCAUGUCUCGCCUGGGACAAGAUGACCCCUCCCCCUCCAGGAUCAAUCACAACGAGAGGCUGGAGUUCCUCGGCGAUGCAGUCGUGGAGUUUCUCACCAGUGUCCACUUGUACUACCUCUUUCCCACCUUGGAGGAAGGAGGCCUGGCCACCUACAGAACAGCCAUAGUGCAGAACCAGCACCUCGCCAUGCUCGCUAAGAAACUGGAGUUGGAUCGCUUCAUGCUCUACGCUCACGGACCAGAUCUGUGCCGGGAGUCGGACCUGCGUCACGCCAUGGCGAACUGCUUUGAGGCCCUCAUUGGUGCUGUGUAUUUAGAGGGCGGCUUGGAGGAGGCCCGGCAGCUCUUUGGAAGGCUGCUCUUCAACGGCCAGGACCUGCGGGAAGUCUGGCUCAACUACCCGUCGCACCCUCUGCAGGUCCAGGAGCCGCAGACGGACAGGCAGCUGGUGGAGACGUCACCCGUCCUGCAGAAACUGACCGGCUUCGAGGACUCCAUCGGGGUGCUGUUCACGCACGUGCGCCUGCUGGCCCGAGCCUUCACGCUGCGGACGGUGGGCUUCAACCACCUGACGCUGGGCCACAACCAGAGGAUGGAGUUCCUGGGAGAUUCCAUCAUGCAGCUGGUGGCCACUGAGUACCUCUUCAUCCACUUCCCCGACCACCAUGAGGGACAUUUAACACUUUUGCGCAGUUCGCUGGUCAACAACCGCACCCAGGCCAAAGUGGCAGAGGAGCUGGGCAUGCAAGACUUUGCCAUCACCAACGACAAAACCAAGCGGCCUGUGGCGCUCCGGACAAAGACCCUUGCUGACCUGUUGGAGUCUUUUAUUGCAGCGCUCUAUAUUGACAAGGAUCUGGAAUAUGUGCACACCUUCAUGAACGUCUGCUUCUUCCCCCGACUGAAGGAAUUCAUCCUGAACCAGGACUGGAAUGACCCCAAGUCUCAGCUGCAGCAGUGCUGCUUGACUCUGAGGACGGAGGGCAAAGAGCCCGACAUCCCUUUGUACAAGACGCUGCAGACAGUGGGACCCUCCCACGCCCGCACCUACACCGUCGCCGUCUACUUCAAGGGCGAGCGUAUCGGCUGCGGCAAAGGACCGAGCAUCCAACAGGCGGAAAUGGGAGCUGCCAUGGACGCGCUUGACAAAUAUAACUUCCCACAGAUGGCUCAUCAGAAGCGCUUCAUCGAGCGCAAAUACCGUCAGGAGCUGAAGGAGAUGAGACGCGAGCGCGAGCGACAGGACGACGACGACGAGCCCGACGACGGCAGGAAGUGAUGACGAGGCGGAACGUCGUCUCCUCAUGCUCGGGCGCGUACUACCGAGGAUGCGCGAGACCGAGGCAGACAUCUGGCGCCAGGUAACGAGAGCAAAACAAAGAGUAGGAGAGCGUCAGCGACAGUUUGCUCGAAGGAAGUGCUCAUGCAAACACCCUCAAUAUGGAAAACAAACGGAGAAGUGCAUAUGAUGAUGAUGAAGAGGACGGCGUAACGGCUGACGAAGCCGAAGCCGUUGAUUCCACUGACGAAGAGGAAGGUUUUGAGAGCGAGAACAAAGGAGAGAGAGUGGCUGACGACGCCAUUUUGGACCUGUUCUUCUACGACACCGACGAAGAGGAUUUCGGUGGUUUUAGUACGCAGGAGGAAGACGAUGACACAAUGAUUAAAGACUGACUUUUCAUAUACCGGUAGUAGGCUGGUUAUUUUGAUAACGUAAACGGCCGCGGGACUGCACUUUUACUGCCGUGUUACAGGCGAGCACUUUGUAUUACUUUGCACCGUUGUAUUAUUUGUACUCUGCACGAAUGCUGUUCGCCAUGUCAAAGUUUGAUUGAAUGAUUGAAAGAUUUAUUGUUAAUAAAUGGGACGCUUUGCGUUCCCAAACAGUCAUCUCUGUCCCGACAAUCCCCUCCGUGGUAGCAGGAACCCCUAUAUACUACGGUAAUUACACAUCAAAACGCCCGCGGCUUAUAGUCUGGUGCGGCUUAUAUAUGGAGCAAUCUGUAUUUUCCCCUAAAUUUAGCUGGUGCGGCUUAUAGUCAGGUGCGCCUUAUAGUCCGGAAAUGACGGUAAUCGAUUAAAUCGAUUAUAAAAAUAGUUGCCACUUAAUUUAGUCAUCGAAUCAUUGGAUCUAUGCUAUGCGCAUGCGCAGAGGCUACUUUAUUUUUAUUUUAUUAUUUUAUUAUUUUUUUUAAACCUUUAUUUAUAAUCUGCAACAUUUACAAACAGCUGAGAAACAAUAAUCAAGAUAAGUAUGGUGCCAGUAUGCUGGGGGUUUUUUUCAAUAAAAUACUGGAAAGGACAGAAAUGUAGUUUGUCUUUUAUCCGAUUAGUAAUCGAUUAAUCGAAGUAAUAAUCGACAGAUUAAUCGAUUAUCAAAUUAGUUGUUAGUUGCAGCCCUAGUCCCUAUCUAGAUUAGCUGUUUUCAACCUUUUUGGCCUCAGGGUCGGGGCCCCCUCAAAUAUUAACAGUGAAUUAGUAAUCUUAUCUACAUCGUAUUAACCACUCAUAUGUAACCUACCCACAGUUUAACAGGAUACACCUUGUCCAAUGAUAUGAAAUCUUACAAAUAUUAUCAAGGCUUAGGUCAGGCUGAUUAGAAAAAUAAAUACUGAUCAAAUAUACUGCAAAAUAAGGUAGUCAUAAAACCAUGACAUACAAUUACACUGUGCUGAAAUAAAUAGACCAAAAAUUAAUGAUAAACUUCAACAAUUUAGUCAUAAUUUUUGCGCUUAAGAAACUUCUGUACGUAACUCCAAAAUUCUUGUUUGUUUGUUAUAGUCAUUACUGCCACGAGUGGUGAAAAAGUGUAUUACAACUGAGUACCGCUGCGGCCCAUAUGAACCUCAGCUGAGAAACAGAUUUUUUUUUGUUGGCCCUAUGGUUAAGAAAACUGAUCUAGAUGAUUGAAAUCUUUAUGGUCAUACAACAAACAUUGCAGUAAUGAUGUUGCUUUAUUAUGUAAGACUAUUAUUAUGUUUGGUUCAUUCACAGAACUGUGCAAUUAAAUACUACAAAAUGAUAUUGAAACUGUGACUAACUUAUAUAUUCCCUGAAAUUUUUCAUAAUUUUGGAUGAAUUAUUUGAGCAACAAUUCUUUUUUUUUUUUUUGAUUCAACAUGUUUAAAAAAAUGUAUUUUCAGUACUGGCAUUUAUUUUAUUU
This is a messenger RNA of Nerophis lumbriciformis (worm pipefish), 6002 nucleotides long. It is a transcript of the gene drosha, whose product is annotated as drosha ribonuclease III. Gene Ontology annotation, molecular function: ribonuclease III activity; RNA binding. Lineage: Eukaryota; Metazoa; Chordata; Actinopteri; Syngnathiformes; Syngnathidae. Gene Ontology annotation, cellular component: microprocessor complex; nucleus. Gene Ontology annotation, biological process: pre-miRNA processing; primary miRNA processing; rRNA processing. The record is from RefSeq and is a predicted model, not a curated record.